AUGGGCCUCUUCUGUCGGUCAAGUCGUGGCAGUAGCAAGAGCGGAAAGAAGGGCCGGGGCAAGGCCGAUGGAGGCAUGACGGCCAAGGAGGUGAACGCUGCGGUAAAGAAGGCGACGGCCGUGGCCAAGACUUCGGGAUCCGGCACGGUAGUUCUCCUCAAUGUUCCGCUCUCCCCGGCUGCACUGCCAAAGCCGUUGCUCAAGCUCGGUAGAGAGCUCAAGUCGCUCACGCUUGGCUCGAACGGUCUCGGCCGGCUGCCCAAGGACCUGCUGACCUUUGCGUCGUCGCUCGUGGAACUCAACGUCCACGACAACCCCAUCAAGAUGCUCCCGGUCGGCUUUGAGCAGUUUACCAUGCUCGAGACGCUGCGGGUGGCCCGAAACGACCUGUCGCCGUCGGUGCCAAUGACGCUCGGCAUGCUCAAGCACCUGCGGAUCCUGGACAUUUCACACAACCGGAUCAAGAGUCUCAACUCAGGCCUCACCGGCCUAGCUGCACUCACCAAGCUCGAUGCCUCGCAUAACGCCAUUGCUAGUGGUGAUGAACACAUCAUGGGCCUGGAAAACUUGACCUCGCUCGACUUGUCGCAUAACAAGUUGUCGGCGGUGAGCGAUCGGCUCUCCGCGCUGGCACGCCUCGUCUCGCUCAAUGUCGGUCACAACGCGCUGCUUGAGCUCCCAGACGUGUUUGACUCGCUCACCAGCCUUCGCAUGCUUCAGCUCGAUGGCAACAUGCUGCAGACGCUGCCACUUUCACUCGGAGCGCUUGCCGGUGGCAUUCUCUCGGUCGUCUCGCUCGGGGGCAACACUCUUGAUGACAUGCCGGACUCGGUCAUGCCUGACAUGGAGACGGCCGAGCUGUUGGAGGCGCUUGCCGCGCUUGCGCACGGCGACGACGAGCCUACAGCGCCGACGCUCACGGGCGAGGUGAGCGGCUCCGACGCCGACGGCUCACGCCUCGACUCGGAUGACGAGCCCGACAGCGACGGCGACGAGCAUGACCUGUUGCUGCCCUCGCCGUCACGGCCGCUCAUCCCACCUGACCUCCCAAACCCGCUCGCCACCGAUUCGCGUGAGGGGACUGGGGAGUGGCAGGGCUCGGGCUCCGAUGCCUGGGCAGUGGUCCCAGCCACAGGUGACGACGGCGACGUGGCGUCGGACCAGUUCUACGGCGAAGACCUUGUUCUUGCCCACACCUACGAGCACACCUACGAGCACACCUACGAGCACACUUACGAGAACAUCUACGAGCAGAGCGGCAAAGACGAUGGCGACGACGGUGACGGCAAUGACAAUUACGAGUACGAGCAGGAUCCUGGAAGCGACGACGGCUACGAGAGCGCGAGUAGUCACGACCUUCAUCACCGGCGGGUCAUCUCCUCUGUGGUUCUCGACAGCGAAGACAGUGUCGCCGAGCUUCUGCUGCGGUCGAUAUCGCUCGGCUCGCUGGGCUCGGUCCUCACCGCCACGUCCGAGUCGUCAGCGUUUGUGUUUCCGACUGCGCCUGCAUUGGGCCCGCGGUCGCGGGCAUUGCGCGACCACAAUCCGAAGCGACGUGCUGCUCGGACAGCGUCAAACAAGGACCUCGGAGUCCGCCGUGAGGUUACUCAGCUCAUUAACGAUGUCAUGCUCACGGUGGCCGAGGCGUCGGACCGCGCCCGUGCGCUUCCGCACUGCUCGGCCAAGCUUGAGUUGCUGGCGCACAUUGCCGAGGUCAACAAGGCCUCGCUCCAGCUCGUCAACGCGGCGUCUGCACUGUCGCAGGCCGCAGAGCCGGUGACGGCGUCCAUGACGUUGCAAUCUGAGAUGGUGACCACUCGCGCAUGCCUAGUAGCUGUCCGCGCUGGCAUGGACAAGCUGGACACGAAAGAGACGCCAGUGCGCAGGUCGCCACCGCGACAAUGUCCUGUGCGCCGCCACGCCUCGCCGCAGGCCUCGCCCAUCACCGCGGUCGAGUCGCCUCACCGUACAGCUCGACAGGACUCGGUUUCUCCGCCAGACACCGGUAUGCGUGCUCUGCAGGCUUCACUCCACGAGGCGGACGCAGUGCUGAGCAUGGUCCGCGCGGCAUGUGGGCCGGAGCUUCUUCCGACGCCGGUGCGGCCGGCUCGGGCACUGAGCCCGUCGCCGCUCGACGAGCACCUCCGAGCGAUGGCCCUCGCGGCUCGCGAGGCCGAGCUGGCGGCCCGCGAGGCGCAACUUGCUGAGCGGGAAGCGCAGCUGGCUGCCGCCGCCGCCGCUGUAGAUGAGACGGAGACGGAAGGCUGCUGCCGCGAGUCGGACGAUGCGUUUACUCUUGUGAAUCCGGCCGAUGACGACGAGUGCGAGCUGCUGAUGCAGGACUUGCUUGCGGAAGGACUGCAGGUGCCAGCGGCGGCCGUGGCCGCAGCGAUCGAGGGCAGCAGCACGCCCAGCAAGCGGACAGCGGCACUAGGCAGCGGUGAGCCGCCGCUUCGGUGGGCGCCGUUGGGCUCACCGCCGCGGCGCGGCAACGCCGUCGGUGCGGCGGCUGGCUGA
Thecamonas trahens ATCC 50062 is the source of this 2517-nucleotide messenger RNA. RefSeq names its product leucine-rich repeat containing protein. The record is from RefSeq and is a predicted model, not a curated record. The transcript has 3 exons. Lineage: Eukaryota; Apusomonadida; Apusomonadidae. The coding region runs from base 1 to 2517 and encodes 838 amino acids. Gene Ontology annotation, molecular function: protein binding.